CAGGCUACUGUCAUUUUGUUAUGGGACGAAACUACUCGGCCUACGAAGAGUCUGAUUGUUUUGCUGGAACCUCGGACGAUAUUGCUACUAAUCAUACAAACCCAAGUUUAGAUAGUGAGGAGACAAUCUAUUUCGGAUGAGCUUUCUGUUACAAACGAAAGGUCAAGUAAAACGAUCGUGAUACACGCAUAUCGUGACUCACUUAAAUCGCGACAUGGCGCAAUUUAAUCUUUGUUUCCGGGUAGCUUUUCUCGCUGUACUUCUUCCACUGACUUCAGGGGCUUGUGUUGACUUUUACCUUGGAAUGGGAAGUGGAACAAUUCCAGAUAGUAAUAUAAAUGCUUCUUCAGUACAAAGUGCCAGCACACCAGCCACAAAUGGGCGACUAAACUACACAUCAGGAUCAUCAUGGUGUGCAGGAACAAGUGACAAGAACCCAUAUCUACAGAUUGAUCUACAGACACUUCAUAUCAUCUGUGCUGUGUCUACUCAAGGGAAUUCUCAAGCAGAUCAGUGGGUGAAGACCUACACUCUACAAUUAUCCACAGAUGGGACAACUUGGACAGAUUAUAAGGAAGGUGGACAGGUUAAGGUUUUAGAGGGAAACAAGGAUAUAAACUCAAAUGUCAAGCAUGUUCUAUAUGGAUUGUUAACAAGAUAUUUGCGAUUCCUGCCACAAACACACCAAGGUGAGGUGUGUAUGAGAACAGAGGUGUUUGGGGUGCCACAGAAGCCAACAUGUGAUUCACAGGCAAUUGGUUUGGCCAGCGGUGGUAGAAUUCCAGAUGACAGCUUCUCAGCCAGUUCAAUAUAUAAUUCAAGAUAUAAAGCUAAAUAUGGUCGUCUUAAUGGAACAGGGGCAUGGGAACCUAAGACUACUACUGAUCCUGAUGACUACCUACAAAUUGACCUUCUCUAUGAGUAUGUUAUCUGUGCUGUAGCUACUCAAGGAAAUCCACCAUCCAAUUCAGCAGCUCAAGAAUGGACCACAGAGUACAAACUAAGAUUUUCUUUCAAUGGUACUACUUUUUUCCCUUACAAAGAAAAUAAAACUGACAAGGCCUUUCCAGGAAAUUCAGGAAAAACUGACACAGUUAAAAACAGUCUAAAGGAAUUUGCAAGUGCAAAGUUUAUACGCUUUUUGCCAACAAAGUAUUAUAGGUUCAAGGUUUUGAGAGUGGAGGCCUAUGGAAUACUUUUCACUAAAGUCCCAUCACAGCCUCCUACUGCCUUCAAGCUGACUGCAACAUCUUCUACCAGCAUUGCAGCUUCCUGGCAGUUACCUCCAGUCUAUGCCAGACAUGCGACUAUUAAAGGGUUUAAACUUUUUUACACAGAGAAAGGUUCUGGUGUGUCAGUGACAAACUUGACUAUAAGUGGGGAAUCGACAUUCAGUAGAAAUGUCACAGGGCUUAAUGAGUACACAGAAUAUGCAUUUCAAGUGCUGGCUUUUACUUCUGAUGGUGAUGGACCAAAGAGUUCUGUUGAGGUGGAAAGGACAAUGGAAGAUGGUAUGUGACAGAUUAGGAACAAUGAUAAUCUAAUUGCUGUAUUUAUAGUUUGUUAAACAGUAUGUUCAUCAGGAGUGUG
This is a messenger RNA of Pocillopora damicornis (cauliflower coral), 1590 nucleotides long. Its product is annotated as protein sidekick-2. Gene Ontology annotation, molecular function: protein binding. Lineage: Eukaryota; Metazoa; Cnidaria; Anthozoa; Scleractinia; Pocilloporidae. The record is from RefSeq and is a predicted model, not a curated record.